ACGAAGAAGAAGCGAGCUGCUUUCGUGAUAUAACAGUUCUCUCUAAUAUAUAGUCUCUCCCCGUGACAUUUUUAGGAACUUUUGACCACAACUGACUUCUCGUAACGCGAAGUCCACCUCUGCGGAACAAUGUCGAACCGCCUGGCAUUUCAGACCCAGCUGGCCUCCAUUAUGGAGGUGCUCGCUAACGCGGCGGUGGCGGAGAUUUGCAAACUGGUGGACGACGACUACGCGGUGGUCAGUUUGCAAAUGUCACAGUGUCAGAGGGAAAACAAGGCUUUAAAGAGAAAGUUACAUCUUCUGGAGCUGAAGAUGGCACGGGGCAACGCAGAGCGGAGGCUCCGGGAGAGCUUGAACGGCGGUCGGGCUCGGGUGCAGCUGAACUGCAACGACAGGCACCGACUGACCUCACCGUCUCCUGCGGGAAGGGAGUUGCAUAUGAAUGUGGUUUUGUGGCCUGAAAGAACACCUGGAGACAUCAGCAACUUGAUGUCCAGUGAGUCCCAGGAAAAGUCUUCCGAUGUGGAACUGGUGGAGCCGGGGCAGCUGCUGUUGAAGGAAGAGAACGCCGAAAAGAACGUGAAACAAGAGGUGACACUUAUUGGAGACGAUGGAGUGGUAGAAGUAAGUUCUCAUGAGACGUCUGGACAGAGAGGGAAUCAGAGUGUCAGGUCCAACGGCAGAAUCAACAAAGAGGAGCAGAGUGUGAUUCCAGAUCUGAUGCUUGUCAAAGUAGAGCAUGAGGAAGCAGCUAUCGCAAGCCAGAGCAUACAAGAGGCAGGACUGGUGGAGUCCAGCACAGAUGACCACCGGGGAGAUUUGCAGUUGAAUGGAACCACUCAGUCUUCUGUCCAUCAGUUGCUGGAUGUGUCUCGCCACAACUUUGCAGAGGUCAGCUUUGGUCGUGCUUCACUGUGGAAUGAUGGGGGCGCCGCAUACAGUCAGGAAAACAUCUUCGCAAGUCAGCCGUCGCACUCAUCCGAUCCAGUGAUCGAACCUGGACAUGCCACUGAGGAGUCGAGAAGCUCCCGCCACUCCACAGCUAUUGUGUUGCCUCCGGUUAUCGAUUUGUGCGAUGAGUCCAACCCUGGACAGGUGCCAGAAAAAAACAACCAAAGCCCUGCUUCCUGUCAUGGACAGGGCCAAAAUAAUCUUCCUGAGAGUUUUAUUGACACACAGCAAGUCGUCCACCCAAAACGGGGUUGUGCGUGCCGCUUCUGCGGCAAAGCUUUCAGAUCACCGGCCAACUUGGAAUCCCACCUCAGGACUCACACUGGCGAGAGACCCUAUGGCUGUAAUAUAUGUGGCAAGAAGUUCUCCCAGUUCUGGAACCUGAAGAUCCACCGAAACACCCACACCGGGGAGAGGCCGUACUCAUGCCGACUGUGCCCAGGGAGGUUUUCUGAUCCCAGCAACCUUAAAAAGCAUGUAAAAAGGCACCACCCACAGGUGUAGCCUCACAGAAAACUGCAGCAAGGACUGCUUACCAGAGUCUUCCUAAUGUGAGGAACAUGAAUUGUUUGUGUGGACGCCAAGUCCACAUAGCUGUUUCUCUUCACACGUGUAUUGGAGACGACUAAUCUAAAUUGGAACAGAUUUUUGGUAGUGUUGUUUUUGAAUCGCUGAACAUCUGCUUUGAAAUGGGGGGGUGGAAAGCAGAAUUGCUAAGCAGGUUCGAAAAGCAAUAGGGAAUGAGAACAUACAGGUGACACAUCACAUUUCCGUAUUAAAUAACAUUUCUUUGGUGAGUCCUUGUAGUCUGUACAGCUGUACUGGUUAAAAAAUGUGGCAUGGUUAAUCCAUGCCAAACUGUUGCAAUGAAGUCCUAUGUUCAACUUCAAUUAAAGUCCUGCUGUGGAACAUAAU
Synchiropus splendidus (mandarinfish) is the source of this 1866-nucleotide messenger RNA. RefSeq names its product zinc finger protein 436-like. Lineage: Eukaryota; Metazoa; Chordata; Actinopteri; Syngnathiformes; Callionymidae. The transcript is spliced from 6 exons. Bases 130 to 1455 code for a protein of 441 amino acids. The record is from RefSeq and is a predicted model, not a curated record. Gene Ontology annotation, cellular component: nucleus.